Messenger RNA from Cotesia congregata, 1155 nucleotides. The record is from the annotation of a GenBank genome assembly. NCBI's taxonomy places the organism in Eukaryota, Metazoa, Arthropoda, Insecta, Hymenoptera, Braconidae.
AUGGCAGGAACAAUUAGAUGUAUUUCUAAGUUUAAUAUAAACAUAUUAAAUAAAUUGGUUAAGCAACAAUUGAUUUACAAUGGAAGCCGGACUCUUUAUGAUGAAGCAAGUUUGGGUUUGGAUAAUUACAAGUCUACUAGGAACAUUGUUAUGGAAAAAUAUAAAAUAGGUCUUGAUUCAUUUAAAAGUAAAAUGCAAGAGUCAAUCGCUGAUGAAAAAGCAAUGAUUUUCACUGAAGAUUUAAAAUCAACAUUACAUCUAGUUGAAAAAGAUGACAUUCAAUUGCUCGUUAGCAUGUUGGAAAAAUAUAAUUCUCAAAAUUCCCAAGUACGUUUUGGAACAUUUAAAUUUGGACCUGUUGUCAUGAGAACACUUUAUUAUUUAAACGAACCAGAAAUUGCAUUGGAUUUAUUUUUAAACCCCAAAUACGAUGAAUUUUUUAAUCAAAUGUCAACGUUCAUGUUGAUAAUGGAUUUAUUAUAUGAGAACAAAAGAUACGCUGAUCUACGUACUGCUUACGAUAAAAUAAAACAAAAAUUUGUUAAUGGUAUCAGUCAUCCCAAAUUAGUAAUCAACAUUGUCGCCGUAGCUUGUUACAAAGAGAAUACACAAGAGAGUUUGGAGUAUGGAUUAAAUAUUUGUAAAGAUUUAGACCACCGAGGUAGUAUACCACUGAGGAAAGUAAUCGCUGCGUUAGGUGCUUUAGCUCUUAAUUUAAAAUCGCCUGAGGUCACACUGGAACUUGUUGCAUUAAGUAGAACAGUAGAUUAUAUAUCAAUUAGAUGUAUCAGAAUAAUGGCACUCGCUGACUUAGGACGAAUCGAUGAAAUUGUUAUUGUACUGAAAUCUUGUAUUCAGCGAGGAAUACCUGAGAAAAAUGGUUUUUACACUGAUGUGAUUCCGAGAAUUCAAGAAGCUAUGAAACGCUUGAAGAUUGAUGAAGACCAUGAAAUUUGUAAUUUAAUAAAAGUUCUUCAAUCUCAGGGUUAUGUUACGCCCUUGACUCUGGAUGAGCAUUUGACACAAAAAAUUAAAACACAACCCAAAGAUAAUGAACCAUCCUCAAGAAGAUAUCAAAGUUCAAGUUGGAGUGAAUCUUCAAGUGAAGUCAAUUACUAUGAGAGACAAAAUCGACAAGGGAAUACAUCUUUCUAA